Molecule: messenger RNA, 1844 nt
Organism: Anastrepha obliqua
Lineage: Eukaryota; Metazoa; Arthropoda; Insecta; Diptera; Tephritidae
Product: netrin-B-like
Exons: 2
Coding region: 87-1844 (585 amino acids)
Source: RefSeq, a predicted model, not a curated record
UUGAAUACGUGAAAAUUCGUCUCGUUGAGUUGCAUGCAACGCACCUAAACAGAAGUCGGUGAAAAAUAUUCAGUGAACAUUGCGUAAUGCGUUCCAGUGUAAACAUGUUGACGACAAGAGUACCGCGCACCACCAACAAAGUUCCCUACAGAUGCCUCAGCGCACUCAGCGCGCUGUCCACCAUUGUCUGCAUCUGCAUUUGUAUGCUUAGCUAUGCGUUACACCCAGCUGCGGCCGCUUCCUCCUCCAGCUCUGCGCAUUCCAACAGCGAUCCCUGCUACUUCGAGGGAAAACCACGCAAGUGUCUGCCCAGCUUUGUGAAUGCGGCCUAUGGUAAUCCCGUGCAGGCAUCCAGCAUUUGUGGCGCGACCAAGCCCGAGCGUUUCUGCGAAAUCAAUCGCGACGGUUCGCUUAGGGAGUGUGGCAUGUGUGACAAUAGUAAGUCCGAAACGCGUUUUCCUGCUAGCGCGCUAACUGAUUUGAAUAAUCCGAACAAUGUUACGUGUUGGCGUUCGGCGAGCGUGCCAGUGCCGACUGACUUAGAUACUGCGCCACCAGACAAUGUUACGCUUACACUAUCGCUGGGCAAGAAGUAUGAAUUGACCUAUGUUAGUUUGUCGUUCUGUCCAAAGUCGCCACGUCCGGACUCAUUGGCUAUUUACAAGAGCUCCGAUUUUGGUCAGACUUGGCAGCCCUUUCAAUUUUAUAGCUCGCAAUGUAUGAAGUUCUAUGGGCGACCGGAUCGCGCUAAAAUCAGCAAGUUCAAUGAGCAGGAAGCGCGUUGCAUAGAUUCGCAUCGCGACGGCACCACUAACCGGUUUGCUUUCAACACACUUGAAGGCCGUCCCUCAGCCAAUGACUUAGACGCAUCGCUUGUGUUGCAGGAUUGGGUUACCGCCACAGAUAUACGUGUUGUCUUCCACCGGCUCGAACUGCCACGUGAGUUGGUUGUGGCACAAGCAAAGGAUGCCGCUAAACCAGAUGCGAAUAGUUUUAGCGAUGAGAUGGGCAGCAGUCAGGAAGACGAAGAGGACGAGGAGGAGGAGGAGGAAGACGGCGAGUAUGACUACAAUCUACAAGGCAACGAUAGUACUUACGAAGAUGAAGAAUAUGCGGCUGAGCCCAAGAAACAUUUGGAGUUGGAUGACGAUGAUUUAGAUCUCGACUAUCCCAACGAUGGCAACAGCGGCAUCAGUAUCGUGCCAGAGGUCAAACGCUACAAUAGCAAAACCAAAUUAUCCGCAUACGAGAAGCAUUACCAAGCUAAAUCUGUGCUGGCUGCGGCCGCAGCAGCUGCGGUCGCGAGCACCACAAAAGCAGCCACCACAACAGCGGACAAACAUGCGGUUGGCAAUGAUGGCAAAGCAACGCCCAAACCCAGUGCUAAGGAGCUAUUGGCCGUAUCGCAACAUUAUGCUGUCUCCGAUUUUGCGGUCGGUGGACGCUGCAAGUGCAAUGGACAUGCCUCGGAAUGUGUGGCAACAGUGGGACCCAAUGAUGCCCUUCCACAUAUCUACAAUGCAGUAGAUGACUUCGAUGGCGCUGGUUCUGCAGUGCUCGUACACAAUAACAACAACAACAAUCAUAAUAAUAACAACAACAAAAACAAUGGCAAUGUGAAUGUCAAGUUGACAAUGACGUGCGCCUGCAAGCACAACACAGCCGGACCGGAAUGUGAACGUUGUAAGCCGUUCUACUUCGAUCGUCCAUGGGGACGUGCAACGGACACCGACGCCAAUGAAUGCAAAAUUGGUGAGGCACUAACAACCAACCAACAGCUGCAACAACAACAAGCGGUAGCAACAUUGAUGCCGUUGCAAGCACGUAAAAUUGAAACCGUUUAA